AAAAUGUAGAAGAGCCGUCAGAUUUAGGGCAUCCUAGUCAUUCCAAAAGCUUUAGCUUGCCAUCUUCACUGCAAACAAACAACCCUUCCAGUCUCCGCCUCCAUCCUGAGAGAGAGAAUCAUAUAACAGGGGAAAACAAGAUGGUUCAACGGCUGACAUACCGGACGCGCCAUAGCUACGCCACCAAGUCCAACCAGCACCGGGUCGUUAAAACUCCUGGUGGGAAACUUGUCUACCAGACGACUAAGAAGAGAUCUAGCGGACCCAAAUGUCCUGUUACUGGCAAAAGAAUCCAAGGGAUUCCUCACUUGAGACCUGCUGAAUACAAGAGGUCUAGGCUACCUCGGAAUAGGAGGACUGUGAACCGUGCUUAUGGUGGUGUGUUAUCUAGUGUUGCAGUCAGGGAAAGGAUCAUUCGGGCCUUUUUGGUUGAAGAGCAGAAGAUUGUGAAGAAGGUUUUGAAGAUUCAGAAGGCCAAGGAAAAGCAAACAUCAAAGAGCUAGAUGAGAUGACAAAAGCUUUACUUUCAAUUUUACUUUGUUUCAAUUAAAUUUUGACUUUGAAGAGAUGAUGAAUUGUGCACAUUAUUAGUAUGAGGUAUUUCUUUAUACAGUAA
Molecule: messenger RNA, 616 nt
Organism: Durio zibethinus
Lineage: Eukaryota; Viridiplantae; Streptophyta; Magnoliopsida; Malvales; Malvaceae
Product: large ribosomal subunit protein eL34-like
Biological process (GO): translation
Cellular component (GO): ribosome
Molecular function (GO): structural constituent of ribosome
Source: RefSeq, a predicted model, not a curated record